UAUGUAACUAAGCUAGACUGACCGGUCAACUUGCGACCCCUAACAAAGAACAAGCAGAUGCUGCAGCUACAGCGCCACCGCACGUAGAAUUUGAUUCUCGCCAGCUUCGCGAAGAUGCCUAUGUUCUCGACGAGAAUGAUCCGCCUGUUGAAGCCACAGACCAGAAGAAUGCGAAGGCAGAAACGGAGCAAAUGCAUCUAUAAGGCUCACAAUAAUUCUUCAUGAUUUUAUUUUUAGAGGUGCUUCUGCUUACUAUGAUAGAUUGGUUUCUUCAUGAUCUUAUUUUUAGAGGUACUUACUAUGAUAGAUUGGUUUCGUUCUGUGAGUUCAACUCGUCUUAUGAGCGCUAACCUGUGAAAUACUCGCAGUUGCGUCGCGCUGUGGACGCUCGAGACUUUGUAGUCGUGCGAGCAGCCAGAAAGUAUGCAGACUCUCAAGUGCUUGAGGUGCCAGGACUCUUUUAAGGCUUGUAGUUCUUCAUCUUGUGGUUUCCGAUGUGACAUUUCUAUGAGAAAUUACUCAUCAUCUUUUUAAGCAGCGGACUCAGAUGGCAUGCCAGUACUAGGAGUGUGGCGCUUCGUCGAGCGCCACGUCGUUUCAUCGUAGCAGUUCCGGCCUGUCGGGCACCCCUCAAAAUUUUCACGCACGGAGUGCAUGGAGUAGACUUGGGUGUUAGCAAAAUUCUUGCUAGGUACUCCAUGUAAUCCAUGCACUCCAUGCCAUGCACGCCACCAAAAGUGAUGAACUAGACUGUUGUAGUAGUUAGUAGUAGAGCAAGUGCUGCAACUUCCCUCCUUGGUGAUGGUAUGAUCGUGUACAUGUUGAUAUAAUUGUAAAAAGUGUUUCUGUUUCAUGAUCUUCAGGACCUGCUACUUUUGUUCUAACUCUUGAAAAAAGGUCUUGUUUUGGAGGCUCAGAUAUCGCGGAUGCAGAGCCAGAUGAAUCAUCGUGAGGACACACUCACCCCAACACUGAAGGCGCUUGCUAGGGACGUAGCUGGUAGCGUCAAUAUCCCCAGAGAAGCCAGCGUCGCGGAAACGGAAGAGUUACGCCGGGUAUAGGUUAUAGCUGAUAGUCUCAGUCUUCUUCUUCUUCAUCAGAAAGAUAGAGUUUUGAGUCUUUCAAGAAGGAAAAAUGGUAGCGUUGAUCAUAUCUUGGUCAUGGGGUCAGUUUUCUAGUGCUGAAUGAGGCCAUAAAAGAUCCAUGUGAAUGAGAAGAAACGUGGGUGGUGUGCUCCUGGUUUAAGAUGCAAAAAAGUAACCUAUUUCGAUUUUUCAAGUUGAAUCUCGACUAGUGCUAGUCUACACGCCAUUCUAAGGGGACGCGGAUGGUCGAGAAGGGUGGCAAGUGACCACAUACAUAUAGGUUAUAGCUGAUAGUCUCAGUCUUCUUCUUCAUCAGAAUAGUGGUUCUUCGAAGCAGAUUCCUAGUUGCAGGGUUAGUCUAGUCUUGUGUUUAAUCGCUGUCUAGUCCAAACACUUUUUUAUACAGGCUGGCUUGUGACUGGUCGUUUGGGUAUACUCAGAUAAAGAUGCUUGUGCUAGUUCUUUUUCACGUUCAUCACACUCCGAGUGAGCUUCAGCUUCACGCAACACUCCUCCAUUAUAGUACUAGCUUGGAGCGUCCGAUAACAUCCCUCCCACUAGGAUCCCCCUCCUCCCCAAAGUAAUAAACUAAGCAAGGCAACAACGUAAGCGAUAUGCGUUUUCAAAUUUCGAAAAUUUUCCACGUUUUGCCAUCGUUUGGGGAUUGGGUCUCGUGCGUUUGAAGUCAAGGGCUAAGAUCCCAAAACUUUUUGACUUUCAGCCCUUUCGCUGAAAUUUAAUGCCUUGGCUUCGCGUUUUUCAAAUUUCGAAAAUUCUCCACGUUUUGUGGUCGUUUUGGGAAUGAAUUUUGUGCGUUUGAAGCGCUAGAGCCCGUAAGUUUUUGACUUUAAGCCCUUUCCCUGGGAUUCAGUUUCUUGGAUUCGCGUUUUUCAAAUUUCGAAAAUUUUCCACCUUUUUCGUCAUUUUGGGACUGAAUCCGUUGACUUUGAAAGACUAAGAUCCCAAAACUUUUGAUUUUAAGCCCUUUCCCUGAAAUUUAAUUCCUUGGAUUCGCGUUCUUCCAAUUUCUAAAAUUUUCCACGUUUUUCGUCGUUUCGGGAGUGAAUCCCCUGAGCUUGAAGCGCUAAGAUCCCAAGACUUUUGGCUUUAAGCUUUUCCCCCCGAAAUUCAAUACCUUGGCUUCGCGUUUUUCAAAUUUCGAAAAUUUUCCACAUUUUGCCGCCGUUUUGAGAUUGAGUCCCGUGAGUUUGAAGCGUUAAGAUCCCAAAGUUUUUGAUUUUAAGCCCUUUCCCUGAGAUUCAAUCCCUUGGCGUCGCGUUUUUCAAAUUUCGAAAGUUUUCCACCUUUUUCGCCAUUUUGAGAGUGAGUCAGCUGAUUUUGAAGGGCUAAGAUCCUGAAAUUUUUGAUUUUAAGCCCUUGCUCUGAAAUUUAAUUCCUUGGGUUCGCGUUUUUCAAAUUUCGAAAAUUUUCCACGUUUUGUCGUCGCUUUGGGAUUGAGUUUCGUAAGUUUGAAGCAUUAAGAUCCUAAAAUUUUUGAUUUUAAGCCCUUUCCCCCGAAAUUCAAUUCCAUGGCUUCAUGGUUUCAUGGUUUCGUGGUUUCGUGGUUUCAUGGUUUCGUGGUUUCAUGGUUUCAUGGUUUCAUGGUUUCAUGGUUUCAUGGUUUCCNUGGUUUCCUGGUUUCCUGGUUUCCUGGUUUCGUGGUUUCCUGGUUUCCUGGUUUCGUGGUUUCGUGGUUUCGUGGUUUCCGUGGUUUCCGUGGUUUCCUGGGGUUCCUGGGGUUCCUGGGGUUCCUGGGGUUCCUGGGGUUCCUGGGGUUCCUGGGGUUCCUGGGGCUCCUGGGGUUCCUGGGGUUCCUGGGGUUCCUGGGGUUCCUGGGGUUCCUGGGGUUCCUGGGUUCCUGGGUUCCUGGGUUCCUGGGUUCCUGGGUUCCUGGGUUCCUGGGUUCCUGGGUUCCUGGGUUCCUGGGUUCCUGGGUUCCUGGGUUCAUGGGUUCGUGGGUUCAUGGGUUCAUGGGUUCAUGGGUUCAUGGGUUCAGGGGUUUGGGGUUUGUUUGUUUUUGGGUUCGGAGGUUUUGGGUUCGGAGGUUUUGGGUUCGGGUGUUUUGGGUUCGGGUGUUGGAGGUUUUGGGUUUGGGUGUUGGAGGUUGAGGUUUCCGAAGGGAUGUGUUUGCAAAGUUUUAUUGCUCUUAAUAUUGUGAAGUAGAUGUGGAAUGUUGGUCCUUAGCUCUAACACAUACGCAGAAUGACGCAAAGCAAAAAGAUCCGAUGGCUAUUAUGCGCAAAGCGAAAAGGGAGGCGCUUCGGGUAUUAGAGCGUCGUCUCGCACGCAUCAUUUUCGGAAUGCAAUUGUCUGGCGCAGCUGGUGGAACUUCAACUCUUAUGAUCAUGUCUUGGUGAAAAUGUUCUUCCGGGGGGGCUGAUGUCCUUACUUUCUCAAUAUGCCUUUUGUUCUUUACAACUCAUUAUUUUCCUAAUUUAAUAGAUCAAUCCUGCUGAGUCCUCCUCCUCACAACUUUUUAUAGUAGAAGACUGGAUCUGGCCAUCACGUUACACGGAAAGGGAAUAGCAGUAUUAUAUAGAAUUUGAAUUUAUCAUUAUCUAACACAACUACAACUACAAAGAGGAAAAAAACGCUACGCUUGCUGCAGGCUGGCUUGCUGAAUACUGAGGCCCCUGCUGUGGUUGCCGAAGAAGCAGAUCUCUUGCAAGACGUCGAGAAAUUCCUCGAUUUCGGCAUUACUGCUGUGGACAUUCUCCCUCGAGCUGCAGAUCAGGAUGCAAAUGAAAACGAGUUAAGGUCCUACUUAGGCUAGACCACACUCACGACUUACUAUCUUCUGGUUGCUGUUAGGAAUCGAUUCUGAUCGGGGGUCUCUUCUUCUUUUAUUUCGUGAGUGUCCUCUGGCAUGCGUUAAGAAGUCAAGGAGUAUUUCCAGAAGCACCCAAGGACUUCAACUACGUCGUAGUUAAGGCUUGCCGUUAUUCAUCUUAAGAGGCAUCUUGAUCUUACUUUGGCGGGCACAAUUGCAAGGACCAUACACGUCAAAGAUGCGACUGCUUAAGAUGAAUCUAAUCAGUAAGUAGGUCUAAUGUAGAGGGCGGGAGUGGCGCAACCGAGGUGGCAACCAAUGGAAAGCUGAUGAUGUAUCAAGAGAGACGGUCCUUGCGCCUUCGUUUUUCGGUCAAAGUGAAAGACGAAGCUUACUCUUACGGCUUCAAUUGUUUGCAAAAAUGUAAAGUGUUUUUCCCUCGUAGCCUGCUAGGUGUAUCCCUACAUGCAAAAACGUAAAGCGUCUCUCCCUCAUAGCCGAGCUGUAUCCCCGCAUGCAAAAAAAUGUAAAGUCUUUGCUGGUCUCUCUCGGUCACAAGCAUCAUCUUUCUCUUUGUUGAGCUUCUUGAGAUGUUUCCUGUUUAAUAAACGUCCAGGAUUAAUGUUUUUGAAUGAGAGAAGCCGUCUAACAAUGAAUUGGCAUUGGAAAAACAUAAUUGAAAUUAGAAUUUUGAAUGAGAGAAGCCGUCUAACAAUUGGCAUUGGAAAAACAAGCUGAGGGCGCUGUCGCAGCUCCGCUGGAAAAGGUUGCAACAAGUGUGUUGCAAGACGCUGCCGCUAAGGUGCACACUCUACUGUUGAACGCUGUCUCAACCCAAGGGAUCGACAGUGCCGAGAAAGUCCUCACUUUCGCGAAGAUGAAGAAGGGAGACGAGGAGACAGCAGGAGCAUCCGACGAGGACAAGAAAUUUAUGCAUGAUUGCUGGGAUGAAAUUGCAGUGAGUCGAAAUUCUAAUGUUCGUUGUUCGUGUUUCAUCAUUUUAUUUCUAAUUGUAGUCGUCAAGGAGGUCAUUGAAUUCACGUUUCUUAGCGAGACAAACCAACUUGCGUCUGCUUUUUCUCAAGAAGAGUCGCAAACGCAAUGUCGUAAAUAACUCCAUCAUCUCUUUAUAUUAACCAACAAUUAUCAACUUAUUUCAUCCCUGCGUGGUCCUCUCUAACACGGCCUUUGCCGCCACAGGGCAGGAUGAUUCUUUCUCGUCCACUUUGCAUGGACAACAAUUG
This is a messenger RNA of Amoebophrya sp. A25, 5099 nucleotides long. NCBI's taxonomy places the organism in Eukaryota, Dinophyceae, Syndiniales, Amoebophryaceae. The record is from the annotation of a GenBank genome assembly.